Messenger RNA from Branchiostoma belcheri (Belcher's lancelet), 1897 nucleotides. RefSeq names its product RING finger protein 121-like. The record is from RefSeq and is a predicted model, not a curated record. Gene Ontology annotation, cellular component: Golgi membrane; endoplasmic reticulum membrane. The transcript has 9 exons. The coding region runs from base 34 to 993 and encodes 319 amino acids. Gene Ontology annotation, molecular function: metal ion binding; ubiquitin protein ligase activity. Lineage: Eukaryota; Metazoa; Chordata; Leptocardii; Amphioxiformes; Branchiostomatidae.
UUGACCUCCGGUGACCUGUACACCUCAUCAAAGAUGGCGGACCCGGUAGCUGUGGAUGCAGAUCCGAAACUGGAGGAUCUGUCCCACUUGUCUGAUGAGGAAAGAUGGAGGAUUGAGCACCAGCGUCUCCAUGAGAAGCACCGUGGCCAUGAGGCGAUGCACGCGGAGAUGGUUCUGAUCCUGAUCGCCGUGCUGCUGGUGGCACAGAUACUACUGGUACAGUGGAAACAGAGACAUGCCAGGUCUUACAACGCUGUAACAUUGUUUGGCCUGUGGACCAUCCCCCUGUACUUCACCCUGAAGCUGCUAUGGUGGCGCUUCUUCUCUACCUGGGUCAUCUUUUCUGCUGUCACCGGCUUCAUCAUCUACAAGGCCACGAGGAGACCGCUUUCUGGAAACACACCAAGACUGGUGUACAAAUGGUUCUACCUCCUGUACAAAGUCAGCUAUGGUCUGGGACUGCUGGGGUAUUUUGCUGUCAUGUUCACUUUUCUGGGUGUCAACCUUAUCUUCAUGAUCAAACCUGAAACUGCCAUGGAUUUUGGAGUGGUGACAAUAUUCUACGGACUGUACUAUGGAGUUCUGGGGAGGGACUUUGCUGAAAUCUGCGCUGACAAGAUCGCUGCCACAAUAGGGUACUACUCCACCACAGGAAUGCCGACACGUCACCUGGAGCCCAAUGUUUGCGCGGUGUGCGGACAGAAGAUUAUCAUACACGAGGAGGAUGAUGGCAUCAUCGAAAAGACAUACAGAUUAGGCUGUGACCAUCUAUUUCACGAAUUCUGCAUCCGGGGCUGGUGCAUUGUGGGAAAGAAACAGACCUGUCCCUACUGCAAGGAGAAGGUGGACCUGAAGAGGAUGUUCUGCAACCCCUGGGAACGUCCACAUGUACUCUACGGGCAGCUAUUGGACUGGCUACGUUACCUGGUGGCCUGGCAGCCGGUCAUCAUAGGCAUCGUCCAAGGCAUCAACUUUGUGCUUGGUUUAGAAUGAUGCAGGGUUUAGUCAGUAGUUAGAACAGAAAAAUAAAUGCCAACUUUUGUCAGGUGGGUCUGAAACGUGUAGGUUUGGGGCGAUUCAAAACAUUUGUAAACUACUCUUUCUGAUAUAGAACCUGUUCCUACAAGUCUCUGUGCCUUAGUAGCACAUGAACUACAUGAAACGUUAUCUGAUGUAUUUAAUCUUCUUAUUUAAUUAGGUACCAAAUAUUGCUUGUUUUGCCCUCAAGGUCAGAUGGUGUUCUUUAAGUAACCAGUUAAUUCUUACCAGUUGGCUUUACACAGUACCUCCAGAGUUUGUUUUUAUUUUAUUGUAGGGCAGGCUUGUAACAAAUGCUGGGAAAUCCUUCUUCAGUUAAGGUACUGUUACAGUUAAUGUUUUUGUAUGGGAAUUUUGUGCAAUGAUUGGCAUUAGUCUUCCCUAUACUGUUUCAGGCCACAUAAUUCUUUUCCAAACGCUAGCGUACUACUAAUCGCGCUCCUGGCGGCCGGCCACCCCGAAGUUGUGGGGGUCAUUAACCUCUGGCCGAGAGCUUGUGUAACACAGGCUAGCGAGCGUACCAAUCUGUUAGAACUUUUCUGACCAGAAAGCUGUGAACAACUGUUGUUUGUUAUUGCUGAAAAGGGUCCUACAUUUAUGGACUUUUCAUGUACAAUACCUCCUAUAUCUUUUUCAAAUCUUUUAUUUCAAGUCACAUGAAGACACUUCUAAAACUAUUUUUGGCAAACUUUUGGAAACAGACCAGCCAACUUGUGUAAGACGUGACAGAAAGCAUCUUUAUUUACUCAGAUAUGGAAGAACAAUCACACAAGAAUAGAUCACCUGCAAGGACAGAAAAAAUUUGUACAGUAUAUACAAGCAUGAUUAUAAUGUAAUAAAUGCUUAUUCUUCAUUUCAA